UUGCGCACGGAGCAGCGUGGCCGGCGCUGUGUGCGGGGAGUUUGCGGCUACGAGCACGGAGCAGAGCAGCACUGCAGCAGACUGUCCGCCGAGAUUCAGUACCGACAGCUGAACAGCCCUCACUUCCUGUCAGUGCGCAUCUAUGUCGUCGUUCACUUGCGUCUGUGUGUUUGCGUAUUCCCUGACAGAAUGAGAAAGAAGCAGACCGCCAAACAGAGGAAGACCGAGGAGACUGCUGUUGUCCAAGAGUUUGUGGUGGAGAAAAUCAUUCUUCGCAGAGUCUCUAACGGAAGAGUAGAGUACUUCCUGAAGUGGAAAGGCUUCACGGAUGCAGAGAACACGUGGGAGCCCGAGGACAAUCUGGACUGUCCUGAACUCAUUGAAGAGUUCUUGAGAAACGCCCAUCUCUCUGAAGGGAAUGAAGAGGAGCAAAGCCAGCAAGAGUUAAUUCCCAAAGAAGAAAUGACUGAGCAAGAGACGGAAAUUUCCUGUGUGCAGCCUCAGCAGCAGGCGGAGGCUCUGCAGAGCGACUUCACCGUCCUCCACUCAGAGGGCGACCAGUCCGACGCCACCACCAACCUCAGCACUUACCUCGAACCCGAAUGCAUCAUCGGCUCCACAGACAGGAAGGGAGAGCUCAUGUUCCUCGUCAAAUGGAAGAACUCGGAUGAUGUUGCCCUGCUCCCGGCCCACGAAGCGAGCGCCCGAUGUCCGCAGGUGGUCAUCGACUUCUACGAGCAGAAGCUGACCUGGCACUGUGGGGAGGAGGAGCAGUGAGAACACUGUGUGGGCUGUGUGGGGGAGGACUGACCGACGGCCGCGCUCUCUCCUAAGGCUUAGUUUAACCUCCGUCAGGGGUCCUCCGUCAGCCGACACGAGAGGCGCGCACUGUGAGAUCCCCCCCCCACCUCGCUCUACCGAGGACACAGCGAUGGAGGCUGAAACCAACUUUAGCGCUAAGCUGCUGAUCUGAAGUCAGACUAACCUGUUGUGGACUUUUUUUCCCCCUGGUGUCAUUGUGUAGCAGACUCAAAUCACUGUGGAUGUGCUUUGGUUUUAAAUGGUCAUGAAUUUUCCAGUCCUGUGUUGUAACCGGUAUCCCACACCGGGGGGGUUGUUUGUUCAGCGUGAGCCUGGUCUCUUGGGUUUUAGCUCUGCGUUGGUGCUGCUUCCCUGCAGCCCUCAUCUCGAGCUGAAGAGAAUUGACCUGUUGUUCGGACUUUUAUUAUGCGUGGUGGUUAUCGCCACAACUUUCCCUGUUUCUCUGUUUGACCCUUGUGAUUUAUGUAAAGUGUUGAAAACAAGCAAACAAAAAUUCCAACCUAAGUUUCUCAUUUUAAAUGAGCUGUGUUUAUCACAUUUAUCACAUAUUUCUUUUCCUCUUUAUUAGUUCUAACUUUUGAAAAAAACUAAUCCAAUUGCCUGGUGCUUUUUACCCAAAGUGAAAUCCUUGUAGAGCCAUUCAAAAUGUCUCAAUUCUAAAGUAAAUGUACUGAGAAAUACAACUAUUGAGGAGUACAGUUGUUAAGUGUAGCACUUUAGUUAUGAGGCGGCCCAUUUGCUCGGGGUGUUGUCACUGACUGUAAUUAUACAUCUCUGUGUACUUGAUCAUUUUAUCCCGAUGGCACUGUCCUGACUUUACAUAUCACCCAUGACUGUUAUGGGACACUCAGCUGAACCUUUAACCUCUUUAAACACACCUACUACUGAGCUACUGUAACUGUUGACCAUGGAUCUGUGAAGUCUGUGAAUAAACUUAACACUUUGUGACACUUUUCCAUUCAUUUUGAUUGCACAAACAUUAUCAAAACCAACUGAGCAAAAGGCUGAUUUUAGCAUAAAAACAAGUACGCUCCAGAUCUUCAGCAUAUUUUAUACAAUAAAGCCUAAAACAGUUAAUUCUACAGUACACAGGCUUCUGUCUGAUUCAUUUGACAGAAUAGGGAG
This is a messenger RNA of Menidia menidia (Atlantic silverside), 1947 nucleotides long. NCBI's taxonomy places the organism in Eukaryota, Metazoa, Chordata, Actinopteri, Atheriniformes, Atherinopsidae. The record is from the annotation of a GenBank genome assembly.